AUGACUUCAAUCAGGUUCCUUCAGCCAAAUCUUGAUGAUUCAAAUUCUAAAAAGACAACAAGUUCCAAUCCCUGUUCUGGUAUUCCUUCUGCUUUUGUUCUCCAUGGAUAUAUGUUUACGGUGUUUGGAGUUGUGGCAAUAAAAUCUAGUUGGGGUGCAGGGACAUCAAGGAGGAACUGGGAAAGGAUCAUUGAGAAGUCAAAGGUUUUGAAUCCACUUGUGAUUACUUCAUAUGAUGCUUAUACCACACGUAACAUCAAAGGCCUGGCUAAGUCUUAUCUUGCAAAGGAGGGUACGACUGGUUUUGGGUAUUAUACUCAAGGUAAAAAGAAAAAAAAAUUUCAGAACUUUUUUAUCAAAGGAAAAAAAUGGAGCCACAAGAAGUGCCUUGCAACAUUGUUGAAGAAACUUCAGAGAACGGUAGUGAGUCAUUUGGAGAUGGGAAUGCUGAGUGAAGGUCUUGUUCAGAUUUUGAUACCUGCUGCUGCUUUGGUUGGGAUUGCUUUUGCUUUGCUUCAGUGGUAUUUGGUGUCAAAUGUUAAGGUUUCUGGUGAUUCUAGUAAUGGUUUUAGUGAGAAGCUGAUUGAAGAAGAAGAAGAUGGUAUUGAUAGCCUUGAGGUUGCUAUUAAGUGUGCUGAAAUCCAGAAUGCUAUUUCUGUUGGGGCAACCUCAUUCCUGUUUACUCAGUACAAGUACCUCAGUGUCUUCAUGGGAGUUUUUUCUGCCAUCAUAUUCGUCUUCCUUGGUUCAGUUAAGGGAUUCAGCACCAAAAGUGAACCUUGCACAUACAACGAAGGGAGUCUUUGUAAACCAGCUCUUGCUAACGCCGGCUUUAGCACCCUUGCUUUCUUGCUUGGUGCUCUUACUUCUGUCCUCUCAGGUUUCCUGGGCAUGAAGAUCGCAACCUAUGCCAAUGCCAGGACAACUCUAGAAGCAAGGAAGGGUGUAGGAAAGGCCUUUAUUACAGCUUUUCGCUCGGGCGCAGUGAUGGGUUUCCUUCUUGCUUCGAAUGGCCUUUUGGUGCUCUAUGUCUCCAUCAUCUUAUUCAAACUUUACUACGGAGAUGACUGGGAAGGACUUUAUGAAUCCAUUACUGGUUAUGGACUUGGAGGUUCAUCAAUGGCACUCUUUGGAAGAGUUGGAGGAGGUAUAUACACAAAAGCAGCUGAUGUAGGAGCUGACCUUGUCGGAAAAGUUGAACGAAACAUCCCUGAAGAUGAUCCAAGAAACCCAGCUGUUAUUGCCGAUAACGUGGGUGACAACGUAGGAGACAUUGCUGGGAUGGGGUCUGACAUAUUUGGAUCUUAUGCUGAGGCAUCCUGUGCUGCACUUUUUGUUGCAUCUAUAUCUUCCUUUGGUAUUAGCCAUGACUACGCAGCCAUGUCCUAUCCACUGAUCAUAAGCUCAGUUGGAAUUGUGGUUUGCCUGAUAACAUCACUUUUUGCUACUGAUCUCUUUGAGAUCAAGGAUGUUAGUGAAAUUGAGCCAUCGUUGAAGAGGCAACUCGUUGUCUCAACCAUUUUGAUGACUGCUGGAAUUGCCAUGGUCAGCUUUUUCGCUUUGCCAUCAGAAUUCACUCUCUUCAAUUCCGGAGCCGAGAAGGCUGUCAAGAACUGGCACCUCUUCUUCUGUGUUGCCAUUGGCUUGUGGGCUGGACUUGCGAUUGGAUAUACAACAGAGUAUUACACAAGCAAUGCUUACAGUCCAGUGCAGGAUGUAGCAGACUCUUGCAGGACAGGUGCUGCGACGAAUGUGAUUUUUGGGUUGGCUUUGGGAUAUAAAUCUGUCAUCAUUCCAAUAUUUGCCAUUGCCAUCGCUAUUUAUGUCAGCUUUAGCCUGGCUGCCAUGUAUGGAAUUGCUGUGGCUGCUUUGGGAAUGCUCAGUACUAUAGCGACCGGUCUUGCAAUUGAUGCUUAUGGGCCCAUAAGUGAUAAUGCUGGUGGAAUUGCAGAAAUGGCUGGUAUGAGCCAUAAGAUACGUGAAAGAACGGAUGCUCUAGAUGCUGCUGGCAACACCACCGCUGCAAUUGGCAAGGGUUUUGCCAUUGGAUCAGCUGCUCUUGUUUCACUUGCUUUGUUCGGCGCCUUCGUCAGCAGGGCUGGCAUCAAUUCUGUGGACGUCUUGACCCCUAAGGUCUUCAUUGGGCUGAUUGUUGGGGCUAUGCUUCCAUACUGGUUCUCUGCCAUGACAAUGAAGAGCGUGGGAAGUGCAGCACUCAAAAUGGUCGAAGAGGUUCGUCAACAAUUCAAUACUAUUCCAGGGCUCAUUGAAGGUACAGGCAAACCAGACUACGCGAAAUGUGUCAAAAUUUCAACUGAUGCCUCCCUCAGGGAGAUGAUCCCACCUGGUGCUUUGGUUAUGCUUACACCACUCGUCACUGGAACCUUAUUUGGAGUUGAAACUCUUGCGGGUGUUCUUGCUGGUGCACUUGUUUCUGGUGUUCAGGUUGCCAUUUCGGCUUCGAACACCGGAGGGGCAUGGGAUAAUGCCAAGAAGUACAUAGAGGCUGGUGUUUCGGAGCAUGCGAAAUUGCUAGGUCCAAAGGGUUCGGAUGCACAUAAAGCUGCUGUCAUUGGCGACACAAUUGGAGAUCCCCUCAAGGACACUUCAGGUCCAUCACUUAACAUCCUGAUAAAGCUUAUGGCAGUUGAGUCACUGGUGUUUGCUCCAUUCUUCGCUGCUCAUGGAGGUUUGCUCUUCAAGUUUCUCUAA
This is a messenger RNA of Dovyalis caffra, 2712 nucleotides long. NCBI's taxonomy places the organism in Eukaryota, Viridiplantae, Streptophyta, Magnoliopsida, Malpighiales, Salicaceae. The record is from the annotation of a GenBank genome assembly.